GAAGUCUUUUUUCAUGGCAAUUGCGAAAUAAAGAGACGGGGUAUACGUAGAUGCGAAAUAAGGAAGCGACGUUUGUAUGUUCCCGCCCAUGAUGUCAUGCUUAAAGCCCUCGUUUCUCUCUCUAAAACUCCGUUCUUCUUCUCUCUUCUCCGUUCAUGGCUACCUACGUCAUCGCCCUGUAAAAAUCCACAGUUUCAUAAGGUCCAUGGCUUCUCAUGUUGUUGGGUAUCCGCGAAUUGGACCAAAGAGGGAGCUCAAGUUUGCUCUCGAGUCCUUUUGGGAUGGCAGAAGUAGUGCUGAGGAUUUGCAGAAGGUUGCAAAAGAGCUGAGGCAUUCUAUGUGGAAACAAAUGUCAGAUGUGGGUAUAAAAUAUAUACCCUGCAAUACAUUUUCAUACUAUGAUCAUGUCCUAGAUACAACUGCAAUGCUUGGUGCAGUUCCUCCAAGAUAUGGAUGGAUGGGAGGUGAGAUUGGUUUUGAUGUUUAUUUCUCCAUGGCCAGAGGGAAUGCUACUCUCCCUGCCAUGGAAAUGACAAAAUGGUUUGAUACCAACUAUCACUAUCUUGUACCGGAAUUGGGACCUGACAUUAAAUUCUCAUAUUCUUCUCACAAAGCUGUGUCUGAAUACAAGGAGGCAAAGGAGCUUGGAUUUGAGACUGUUCCAGUACUUGUGGGCCCCGUGUCUUACUUGUUGCUAUCAAAACCCACAAAGAGUGUAGACAGACCAUUUUCUCUUCUUUCAUUGUUGGGGAAGAUCAUCCCUAUUUACAAGGAGGUUUUGGCUGAACUAAAGGCAGCUGGUGCGAAGUGGGUGCAGUUUGAUGAGCCGACGCUCGUGUUAGAUCUGGACUCUCACCAACGAAAAGCAUUUACUGAGGCCUAUACAGAGUUGGAAGAAUCAUUUUCUGGUUUGAGAGUGGUUGUCGAGACCUACUUUGCUGAUGUGCCUGCUGAGGCAUACAAGACUAUCAUAGCAUUGAAGGGUAUCUCAGGUAUUGGUUUUGAUCUGGUGCGUGGAGAAAAGACCCUUGAUUUGAUCCAAAAUGUAGGCUUUCCUUCUGGGAAGUUCCUCAUUGCUGGAGUCGUAGAUGGUCGGAAUAUCUGGGCCAGUGAUCUCGGAGCAUCAAUGUCCAUUUUAAAAGCUCUAGAAGGAAUUGUUGGCAAAGAGAAGCUUGUCGUUUCCACUUCCUGCUCUCUUUUGCACACUGCUGUGGACUUGGUAAACGAAACAAAGCUCGAUAGUGAGAUAAAAUCAUGGUUAGCAUUCGCAGCUCAAAAGAUCCUUGAGGUGAGCACUUUAGCGAAGGCUUUGGCUGGCAAAAAAGAUGAGGCAUUCUUCAUGGCAAAUGCUGCUGCUAUAUCAUCUAGAAAAUCGUCUUCUAGGGUGAACAAUGAAGCAGUUAAAAUAUCGGCUUUGGCAUUAAAGGGCUCUGAUCAUCACCGAGCCACACCGGUGAGCACCCGACUUGAUGUACAGCAAAAAGAGCUUAACCUGCCCAUUCUACCAACUACGACAAUUGGGUCUUUUCCACAAACCAUGGAUCUCAGAAGGGUUCGCCGAGAAUACAAGGCAAACAAUAUCACUGAGGAAGAGUACAUGAGGGCCAUUAAAGAGGAAAUCUGUAAAGUUGUCAAGUUGCAAGAAGACCUUGGUAUUGACGUUCUUGUGCAUGGAGAGCCAGAGAGGAACGAUAUGGUGGAGUAUUUUGGUGAGCAAUUGCAUGGCUUUGCAUUCACUGUUAAUGGCUGGGUUCAGUCCUAUGGUUCCCGCUGCGUAAAACCCCCAAUCAUCUAUGGUGAUGUAAGUCGCCCAAGGCCAAUGACGAUUUUCUGGUCCAAAGCUGCACAAAGCAUGACUUCUCGUCCUAUGAAAGGAAUGCUCACUGGACCAGUUACUAUUUUAAACUGGUCAUUUGUAAGAAAUGACCAACCUAGGUCAGAAACCUGUUACCAAAUUGCCUUGGCCAUAAAAAAUGAGGUUGAAGAUUUAGAGGACGCUGGCAUUCAGGUGAUCCAAAUUGAUGAAGCUGCCCUACGAGAAGGUUUGCCUCUACGUAAGUCGGAGCAACCCUUUUACCUGGACUGGGCUGUACAUGCUUUUAGAAUCACCAACUAUGGUGUGAAAGACACUACCCAGAUUCACACACACAUGUGCUACUCCAACUUCAACGACAUAAUUCUCUCUAUCAUGGACAUGGAUGCUGAUGUGAUUACAAUCGAGAAUUCAAGAUCCAACGAGAAGCUCUUAUCAGUGUUUAGAGAGGGCAUCAAGUAUGGAGCAGGGAUUGGGCCUGGAGUGUAUGAUAUACAUUCACCAAGAAUCCCAACCACCGAGGAGAUAGAGGAGAGGGUUAGAAAGAUGUUGGGUGUGCUUGAGCCGAGUAUGGUAUGGGUGAACCCAGACUGUGGUCUCAAGACCAGGAAGUACUCUGAGGUGAUUCCUUCUCUAAGCAACAUGGUUGCUGCUACAAAGCUUCUCCGAAUUGAACUGGCCGAUACCAACAGGUGUUUUGAGUUGGGGGCAUAGUAUAUGCGCUCAGCAUUUAAUGGGAAUACUCUUGGACAGAAUAAUUUGUCUGUGCUCUUUUCACGACUUUAUCUCCGCACUUUUGACAUGAUCUUGAUUAAAUGCUUGUCCUUGUGAUAAUAUUCGUACUGUACACUCAUUUACGCACCGUAAGUGCAUCUCAUAUAAAUACAUGGGAAAGGUUUCUAUGCU
This is a messenger RNA of Amborella trichopoda, 2719 nucleotides long. RefSeq names its product 5-methyltetrahydropteroyltriglutamate--homocysteine methyltransferase. The record is from RefSeq and is a predicted model, not a curated record. Gene Ontology annotation, molecular function: zinc ion binding; 5-methyltetrahydropteroyltriglutamate-homocysteine S-methyltransferase activity. Lineage: Eukaryota; Viridiplantae; Streptophyta; Magnoliopsida; Amborellales; Amborellaceae.